Molecule: messenger RNA, 336 nt
Organism: Trichophyton rubrum CBS 118892
Lineage: Eukaryota; Fungi; Ascomycota; Eurotiomycetes; Onygenales; Arthrodermataceae
Exons: 1
Coding region: 1-336 (111 amino acids)
Source: RefSeq, a predicted model, not a curated record
AUGAGUAUCACUUUCGUUAUUCGCUAUAGCCGAGCACUGAAGGUUGUGUCAUGCAAUAUGCUAUUAGCAAAUAAAUGGAAAUCUGAUUUAACGGAAUGGAGGGUAGUUGCUGCUCCACUGAGAGCUGCGGUUGUACCUGGCACCAUUCAUAGUGCUGGGGCCACGGUCUUCAGAUGGAGAAUUAAAUCGGCUAAUCUGAAUACCUGCGCCUGGUCCGGGGCGAGUAACGUGGUUAGGGUUGCAGCAAAGCAUGGCCACACGCGACCCAAACUUGGAACCUCGGAGGGAGACCAUGUGUUUGCUAAUGCGCCUAUGUUAGUGAAAAUGAAUAGAUGA